This is a messenger RNA of Plasmodium relictum, 1317 nucleotides long. RefSeq names its product lipoyl synthase, putative (gene LipA). The transcript has a single exon. Bases 1 to 1317 code for a protein of 438 amino acids. The record is from RefSeq and is a predicted model, not a curated record. NCBI's taxonomy places the organism in Eukaryota, Apicomplexa, Aconoidasida, Haemosporida, Plasmodiidae. Gene Ontology annotation, cellular component: mitochondrion. Gene Ontology annotation, biological process: lipoate biosynthetic process. Gene Ontology annotation, molecular function: 4 iron, 4 sulfur cluster binding; lipoate synthase activity.
AUGUAUUUUUGCAUGAUAUGUGUUUACAUAUAUAUCUUUUUUUUAGUUUUUCUAAAAAUAAAAUGUGACAAGAUAAAAAAUUUUAGGAGUGCAAAACAGCUCUCCUAUUAUUAUAUCCAAAAUGGAAAUGAAAAAAAAACAUAUAUAAAGGACUUUUUAAAGAAAGAAAAUAAAUUCAAUUAUAAAAAUAGUGUAAAUUAUAUGAAAUGUUAUGUAUAUAAUGUAAAAAGUAUACAUAACGAAUGUAUAAAUGAGCAUAUGGACAAUACCAAAAGUAAUAAGAGCUGUUCAGAAUAUACAACAUUAGAUGGCACUAAAAAUGAAAAAAAAAAUUACACAUAUAAUAAAAAUGCGGUUAGUAAUGAUAAAUUAUUAAUACCAAAAGUGGGAAAUAAAAUGCCUGAGAAAAAACCUGAUUGGUUUCAUGUCCCUGCUCCAGCAGGUGCGAAAUAUAGUAAGUUAAAAAAAGAUUUAAAAAAAUUAAAACUUCAUACUGUUUGUGAAGAAGCACAGUGCCCUAAUAUUGGAGAAUGUUGGAAUAUUGGUACUGCAACAAUAAUGUUGUUAGGUGAUACAUGUACAAGAGGAUGUAAAUUUUGCUCAAUAAAAACAUCACCAAAACCAUUACCACCGGAUAUCAAUGAACCAUUUAAUACAGCUAAAGCUAUAUGUGAAUGGGAUAUAAAUUAUGUUGUUUUAACAUCAGUUGAUAGAGAUGAUUUACCUGAUGGUGGAGCUGAUCAUUUUGCUAAAACUGUUGAAUUAAUUAAGUUUUCAAGAUCAGAUAUCUUAAUUGAAUGCCUAGUUUCUGAUUUUCAAGGCAAUGUAGAUUCUAUUAAAAGAUUAUCGUUAAGUGGAUUGGAUGUGUAUGCACACAAUAUUGAGACAGUUAAAAGACUACAAAAAUAUGUAAGAGAUAAAAGAGCGAAUUACGAACAAUCUUUAUUUGUUUUAAAAAAAGCUAAAGAAAUUAAUCCAAAAUUGUAUACAAAAACUAGUGUUAUGUUAGGUUUAGGAGAAACAAAAGAAGAAGUUUUAGAAGCUAUGAAACAUGCAAGAGAAAACGAUAUUGAUGUUAUAACAUUUGGUCAAUAUUUAAGACCAACUAAAAAUCAUUUGAAUGUUGUUGAAUACAUAUCUCCGCAAUUAUUUGAUUAUUAUAAGGAAGAAGGAUUAAAAAUGGGUUUCAAAUAUAUAGCUAGUGGUCCAUUAGUUAGAUCAUCAUAUAAGGCAGGAGAGUAUUUUAUGAAAAAUCUUAUUGAAAAAAGAAAAAAUGAUCUUCAAGGAAAUAAUUUAAAACUACAAAAAACAAAUUAA